Anarrhichthys ocellatus (wolf-eel) is the source of this 11257-nucleotide messenger RNA. RefSeq names its product calpain 15 (gene capn15). Gene Ontology annotation, cellular component: cytoplasm. The transcript is spliced from 12 exons. Bases 4727 to 8176 code for a protein of 1149 amino acids. Gene Ontology annotation, molecular function: calcium-dependent cysteine-type endopeptidase activity. The record is from RefSeq and is a predicted model, not a curated record. Gene Ontology annotation, biological process: proteolysis. NCBI's taxonomy places the organism in Eukaryota, Metazoa, Chordata, Actinopteri, Perciformes, Anarhichadidae.
GGGCAGGGCUUCAUCUGGAGCUCAACACAGCUGGGCUACCUUGAGUUGUCCAGCCUCACACCGCCCAUUAGUAAUCGCUGAUACGUGUUGUUACACAUCUGAAGCAACGGAUGUCGCAAAGUGAUUCAUAAGCAGUUAUAAUAUUGUCCUUAAUACCUUUAUGUAGACAUUCUACAAUACAUUUAGGUGCAUUGCAAAACACUGUGACAGUAACACUGAGGGAAGCAGGGGUUACUGGAGGACGUUGCUUUUUACAGAGUAAGUGUAAAGGUUAGGUAGUAUCUGAUUAUUUGCAGUAUUGAUUACUCUAUUGAUCAUUCAUUAGGCUCAGUUGACCCCACACGAGUGUCUUAAAAUUGCUUUAUCUUGCAGCCUAAAUAUCCAAUAAUCUAAUCUAAACCUUGUGAAGCCGUUGGCAUGUUUGAUGUUUUAACUUUUACUCGUUGCUGUUAAAACUGACCAGUUUAUGAUAAUAAAAUGAGGAAUUAUUUAAGGUUUUGAAUCGUUUUUGUUGUAGCAAUCUGUUGUGCGAGUGGUAGUAUUUGUCUGCCGGGCAGAAGUCUAUCCAACACUGUAUGGGUUGGUUACAAUAUUAAUUAGGAGCUCCUUCAUAGAGGCGCAACCACAUUCAAGUUGAGCUAGUUAGCAAGUUGGCUUUACUACGAGGAUACUUUAAGUUGUACAAAUACACACACCCUUUUCCUUGUGGUUAGCGUGCAGCUUUGGUCAAGAUCCACAGUACAGUUUGGGAGUAAAUGUGUCGGGCGUGCUCUCAUACCAGGAAGUUCACUCGGUGUGUUGCUCUCAGAUACUCGAGCAUGUAAGAUAAGACGUGUUCAUUCAUCAGUUAUCAGUCUAAAGCGUCACUAGAGAAUACAGUAGACAGUAUUGGACUCAUUAGUUUUAUGGCGGUCAUAAAACCAAACAGGUUACUCGUGUUUACAGUCAGGGUUUGGAAAUUCCCUUUUUGUUUUUCAAUAUUUCCAGAAGGUAGCCAGUCACCAGAUGACCCGUCAUCUGACUGCUGUGUUGUGUAACGUCUGUGAAGCGCUGACUGACUCUGUGUGUUUGUCUGAUGCCAGGAUUCAUUUAUUAGACCGCCAACAAAGUGUUUGAAUUGUUGUGGAGGAAUUAAUAGUGUGUCAUGUUUUGUCCUUUUUGGUGUUCUUUCAUUAUUAAUCAUGUUCUUUUGUUUCGUUUAGAAGGGAAACCAAAGGCACGUCUGUACUGUAGAUGCACCAUCAUCUGGUGAUGACAUAACACAAAUAGAACUGACGUGGAGGAGAUGGUCGAAUGGAAAUGUUGAAGCGCUUCAGAUGUAUUGUCAAGUUUAAUCAUCCAGGAAAUGGCGACAGAAUAUGAAAAUACACAUUCAAAACAGCUUCUACAGUUGUGUGUGGAUGUUUUGUUUUUGUGUUGAGUGUGUAAAGCAGAUGCACUCUGCCUCCAGUGGCCAAUGGCUCCUGGGCUCGGGGCCAGCCCUCGGAAAGGCAGCGCUAAUGACUGUCGCACAGAGGCCAAAUGUCUCACAGCGACGCAGGGAGAAGCUGGCGAGACUCGGUUCACUUGAUCUCACAACACCGCGUUCAGGAAUGAAUCCAAGCAGCCGGUCGUAGGUGGCCCGCACACACACACACGAGCAUCCCUGCUUUUCUAUGAAGAUGUCCUUGCUGGUGCCUCAGUUGUGGCAGUUACUUAAACUUUUUAUUUUUUUGUUACCUGUUUGCUUGUUUUCACUGAGCGUUGUCGGGCUCUCAUACCUUGUGAUGGUCUGCUGAAGUGCUCCAUGAUUGCCUUCCAGCCAGCGACGCAUUGAAAAGCUGUCGAUGCUCUUACUUUAAUUCAUUUAGACCAGGAGCCGGUACUUUAUGGGCAGCGGGCUGCAUUCAGAGGUGAGCUCUCUUUCUCGCUCUCUCUCUCUCUCUCGCUCUCUCCACGCUGUAAGCUAUUGGCUACUCGCCCAGGUCUGCAACACUAAGGAACUGAGGAGCUGAAGUGGGCACUUUUAGCGCAGCUCCACUCUCCACUGAGCACAGGGCCAAGGACAAAAGGUUUGUGAGUGUGUGUGUGUGUGUGUGUGUGUUUGUACACACUCCUGGAGCAUGUACACGCAAAGCAUCCUUUUGAGUCGGCUUCAGGAACCACAGGCUGCAGUGGGUUCAUCGUCCGCCGCAGGCAUGUACUGUACAUACAAAGGUGUGUGUGUGUGUACUCAUAAUACAUCCUUUUAAUUGGUCGACAGAAUAUCGGUUGUACAGUAGCUGUUCGUCAUGUGUCGUGCUUACGAGGGAUAAUAACGAGAUAGUUCAGAUAAGAUGAUUGCGAGGCUGAUCGCUCCAAUGAAAAGCUCGUUCCUCAGCUGCUGCAGACAUAAAUGAAAUUGCGACGCCUGCACUCCACCGAGAAGCAUCCGUGCGGUUGAUAGUGUGGCUUUGCUCUCUCGCGUGAGACGAAAGAGGGCCUGACAGUUAUGAAAAUGGCCACAGGGAACAACCUGUCAUCAGACACGACGUGUUGACACUUGCUGCCGCCGUCGUCGUCGCGAUGUUUGCGGCCCUCGGAUAGGCCGGCCUCUGGAGGGCUAAGCAUGGUGUGAACGAGUGCCAUCAAUGCUGGCAUGGGGACCGGCGCUUACUUCACCCACAGUCAGCUGAACCGGGGAUGUGUCGUAGUGUGAGGACACAGCACAUGGUCGUGUGGGGAUGGAUGGAAUAUUUUCAGGGCAUAGUAAUUCAUGUUUUCAGGAAAUAUAUUUACUCAGUGACUGAUACUGCUAAUGUUUAAGGUUAUGAACACUUAUAAUAUUGCAUAACUACCGGGGGGGGAUGAAAGACGAAGCAAAACAAAGAGCCGGGUGCUGAUUUCCCAGUGUUUGUGUGUCUUGAUGAAAAAGGUGUUUUCCUCGUUUCGCUUAUUGUUGUCGUUGGCAGACUGAGUUUCCUCCUCACACAGCGGGUCCUGGUUUGUGUUGGAGUGAAUGCAAUGCUAAUGGCUCCUCACAUGAAGCAUCAGGACUUCUGCUUUCUGCUGCCCUGGGCACUCACACACACACACACACACACACACACACACACACACACACACACACACACACACACUCUCACACACACACACACUCUAAGGCUCAAAUAUAGUUUGACAUUAUAACAAGCAACUAUGCUACGUCUACAAAUAGAUGCGGCUACAUGUCUGCAUACACACAGCCAGCGGCAAGGACACACAAAGACACCCAGAGAGCCCCUGCUGUCGUCUUCCUCCUUACCUCCUUACCUUAGGGAGGAGCGAUGAUGAGAGGUGAGGACAGUGUGCUGGGAGGUGUUCUAAGAGGUUCCCCCGGGUUCUGAGGAUUCGCCUGGUUUGAAAUGGUUUAAUGGAGUUGAACUAAGGGCAAUUAGCAGGACACAGGCCAGCCAACCGGCAGUCGUACUUCAUCAGUGGAAUUAAAACGUCAUAUUGACUGUGAGGUUGUGUUUUUUUCCCCCCAUGCCCUAAUGUGAAAACAUGGAAGGAUUAUCAGAAUAUGUUUUUCAUGGGGAAAAAUAUAGGCUGGUUCCGCAGGGAGUCUAGACAUUUUACAAAAAGAAUGCCACAAAUCAAUCUUAGCAGCUUUAGAUUUGGGCAUUGUUCUCUCUCUCUCUCUGACUAAAAUAUAAUAACAAGGGACACAUGUGACCAGAUCCACAAGCCCCCCCCGGCGGUCAUUUUGCAGGCAACAUCUUUGCCCCGGCCAUCAAUGCGAAGAGCAUCGCAGGAGUCCAGCUCUCGGUGCCACACCGCCCGACAAUUCCCACAUCACCAUCUCCGUGUUGGCGUUCACACAUGAGCAGUUUGAGUGACGGUGACAUUUAUGGGCUUGUCCAGACAGCGGCCCCAUCCGUCCCUCGAGGCCGUCCCUCUCCAAUAACCCCUUUGCUCUCUGGAGGUAUCCAACUGUGUGGCCCUAAUAUACCCACUGUCAAUAAGUUAGAUUGACUGAACUGCAGGCCCACAGAAUGAACUGUGUAGAAGUCAAUCCAUUAUGUGUAGGAGCAGGAAAUGAUAGAUAAAACGCUUCAAAACAUUCUAAACUGGAUUUAUUCUCCUCUCCUCACAUGUUCAUCCUGCACCACAGAAGUCCUGUAAUAGAUGUUGAUGGUUGCUUUCAUAUUGUGAGUGUGGAUGAUUUGCCAGAAUGAUCCUCGUUCAUUAGGAAAGGAUUGACCCGACCCUUAAGUUGCCCCCAUCUACCCUGCAUUUACUGAGUCAAAGGGGAGAGAAGCGCUCAUGUGAAGUGGAGGAGAUCCCUCGUGUUUUUGCCAUUCUAAUAACUGUCAGUCAGGAGGACCGACGGGAACGCUGUUCUUGGUAUUCAGCCUCCUCUCCUGUAGCUCCUCCUCUCUAUGUGCUUGUCUCCCUGACUCUAAUCAUGUGGCCAUUGUGUAUGGAUUUACUGCCCUCCGAGCCCCCCAGGAGGGAGAUUUGAUUUUUCCCCCUGCACUGGCUAAUCGUUCCCUCUCACAUUCUAUUAUUCUUUUCUAAUUCUGCCCGUCUCUCCUCCUCUUGCAGUCUCCGAUAUUUUUCCGCUGUGCUCUCUUCCUUUUUGAGAUAAUCCCCCUCAGUUGACUGGGAGCAUUUAUUCGUUCUCUGGCUUCCUCAGGUUGGCGUCUCACUUCCUUUUAAACAUGGCACAGCAUAUUAGUGAAUGAUUUGAACAGUGCGUUAUUGCCACUCUCACUCUCCCGGCUCCAUGGCAGCAGCGGUGCGAGGGGGCGACUGGUCGUGUGGACGCUGCACCUUCCUGAAUGCCGGGGCAACGCCUCGCUGCUCCAUCUGCGAGGCGCCGCGCCAGAAACCCGACCUCAACCAGAUCCUCCGGCUGAGCAGCAACGAGGAGCACCGCUGGGCCUGUCCCCGCUGUACCCUCAACAACCCUCAGGCAUCUGGAGCCUGCACCGUCUGCGGCUUCGGGCCGUCCGCGCCCACGCACACGCCCCCCACAACCACCAUAGCUGCUACUGCCAACGGGCUCCCGCCGGCCCCGGUCGAACCCUCGGCACCCCCCGUCGCCCCGCAGGUUCUGCUCGAGCCCCAAGGACAGCACCCAGCCAAGGAGGAGGUGCUGCGACGGUCCGAGAGCAACGGGGAGGUGUGCGGCCUGGAGGUGCAGCACUCGGGCUGGGCGUGCCCGCGCUGCACGCUUCACAACACGCCUGUUGCGCUGUCGUGCUCGGCCUGCGGUGGGCCCAGGAAACUGUCUUUACCUAAAAUCCCCCCCGAGGCACUGGUGGUCCCCGAGGUGCACACUCCCGUGCUGGGGUUUCCCGUUCACACUGCAGGGGCUGCCCCGCUCCUCAUAGACCUGACGGACGACUCUCCUCCCGCCCCUCCUUGUGAUCCACAAGAGCCUCCGCAUGUCCCCUCGCAGUCCCUCUCCUCCCCCUUUGCUUCCUUCUCCUCCCUCCAAAACAACCCCGUGCCUCGCAGCAGGAGAGAGGUGCCCCCUCCGGGGCGACCUCCGAACCCGGGCGCCAACACCCCCAGCCCCACCUCCCCUUCAGCAGCCAGCGUGCCACCCCAGCCGGGCCCACAGCGGCCGGCCAAGCCCAAACACGCCCAACCCCAGGAACCUUCUUACCCCAGCAAGCGCCUCAGUAUCUUGGAGGAAGACGUUCCUCUGCACCACCCUCUGACCCCCCACCUCCCCGUUGCCUCCUCAGCCGCCCCCACCUGGAAGUGCCCCGGCUGCUCGUUGCCCAACACCGGGAGUUCAUCGAAGUGCGACACCUGCCGCUCGUCACGGGCCGGCGCCGACCUCAUUGACCUGGUGGGCUGCGAGACGGUGCGAUUCACCCCAGCCAGCCCCUCCAGCCCGGACUUUAGCACGUGGGCCUGCUCCAAGUGCACGCUGCGCAACCCCACGGGGGCACCCAAGUGCUCGGCCUGCGGCUCUUCCAAGCUGCAUGGCUUUCAGGAGCAUCAGGUGGCGCUGCCCCGCUGCUGUGCACACUGCGGCGGCGGCGCCGCAUCGUGCUCCUGCACGCCCUCCUCGUCCUCCUCGGGUCACAAAGCAAGGAAGCAAGCCCGGGGCUACCCUCCCUCCUCCUCUGCUAUUGCUUCAUCUAGCUCCUCUUCCUCCUCCAUCUCGUCGAGCCUUCAGGAGAAGCCGGGGCAGUGGAGCUGCCCGGCUUGUACGCUGCUCAAUGACAUUAAGGCCAAGAACUGCGCGGCGUGCCACACACCGCAGCAGUACCUCACCCUGCGCAAGGUGGUGAAGCCUCUGAAGAGGCGGGAGAGCAUGCAUGUGGAGGCCCGUCGGCGAAACGAUGAGGGCGAGGCCAAGGAGCUUCUGGAGAACAUAGUCACCUUCUGCAGAGAGAACUCCGUGAACUUCGUGGACGACAGUUUCCCCCCGGGACCUCGCUCCGUGGGCUUCCCCGAGGGCGACAGCGUCCAGCAGCGCAUCAAAAAGUGGCUCCGCCCACACGAGAUCAACUGCAGCAACUUCAAAGACCGGGGCGUCAAGUGGUCCGUCUUCCGCACGCCGCGGCCCUCCGACAUCCUGCAGGGCCUGCUCGGAAACUGCUGGUUCCUGAGUGCGCUGGCGGUGCUGGCGGAGCGCCCGGAGCUGGUGGAGCGGGUGAUGAUCACCAGGACGAUCUGCACAGAGGGCGCCUACCAGGUGCGGUUGUGUAAAGACGGGACGUGGACGACGGUGCUGGUGGACGACAUGCUGCCCUGCGACGACUACGGCUACCUCCUCUUCUCCCAGGCCCAGAGGAAGCAGCUAUGGGUGGCGCUGAUUGAGAAGGCCCUGGCCAAACUCCACGGCUCCUACUUUGCCCUGCAGGCGGGGCGCGCCAUCGAGGGCCUGGCCACGCUGACGGGGGCCCCCUGUGACUCCCUGAUGCUGCAGGUCAGCUCCACCAACCCUCGGGAGGAGCCCAUCGACACCGACCUCAUCUGGGCCAAGAUGCUCAGCUCCAAGGAGGCUGGGUUUCUGAUGGGUGCGUCUUGUGGAGGAGGCAACAUGAAGGUGGACGACGUUGUCUAUGAGUCGCUGGGUCUGCGGCCUCGACACGCCUAUUCCAUCCUGGACGUACGAGAUGUUCAGGGUUACAGGUUGUUGCGGCUGCGUAACCCGUGGGGUCGCUUCUCGUGGAACGGCAGCUGGUCGGACGAGUGGACAGAAUGGCCGCAGCACCUGCGCCACGAGCUGAUGGCUCACGGCAGCAGCGAGGGUGUCUUCUGGAUGGAGUACAGCGACUUCAUAAAGUACUUUGACUCGGUGGACAUCUGUAAGAUCCACUCAGACUGGCAGGAGGUGAGGCUGCAGGGCUGCUUCCCCAGCAAGGCCAGCGGGCCGGUCACCGUCACAGCCCUCACCGUGCUGGAGAGGACGGCGUUGGAGUUCGCUCUCUUCCAGGAGGGAAGCAGGCGUUCAGACACAGCCGACAGCCACCUGCUGGACCUGUGCAUCAUGGUGUUUCGUGCCUCCUUCGGCAGCGGCAACAAGCUGACUCUGGGCCGCCUGCUGGCCCACAGCAAGCGGGCGGUGAAGAAGUUCGUCGGCUGCGACGUGAUGCUGGAGCCGGGGGAGUACGCCGUCGUCUGCUGCGCCUUCAACCACUGGCAGAUGAACGUCAGCGGGACGGGAGGUCCACCCACGCCCGUCUCCAGUCCUACCAGCGGGGCAGCACGGCGGCCCAGCCAAGACUUCCCCGGCUACAUCCUCGCUAUCUACAGCUCCAGACAGGUGAUGGUGGAGCAGGUGGAGGCGAUGGCUACCACGCUGGCCGACGCCAUCAUCCUCCUCACGGAAAACAAGGGCGAAAGACACGAGGGCCGCGAGGGCAUGACGUGCUACUACCUGACCCACGGCUGGGCGGGGCUCAUCGUGGUGGUGGAGAACCGCCACCCCAAAUACUACCUCCACGUCUCCUGCGACUGCACCGACAGCUUCAAUGUGGUGUCCACGCGCGGCAGCCUCAAGACCAUAGACAGCGUACCGCCUCUGCACAGGCAGGUGCUGGUGGUGCUGUCACAGCUGGAAGGCAACGCCGGCUUCUCCAUCACCCACCGCCUGGCUCACCGCAAGGCGGCCCAGGCCUCCCUGGGAGACUGGACCCCCACCAAGGCCACCCACUGCCCCCAGCUCACUCCGGACAUUGACGGCCUGCACCGGCCCCGGCCGCUAUGACCACCGCCCACCGUCUCGCACACACACGCUGACUAUUAUCCAAUGAACUGUCAGACCACUGGAAAAACCAGGCAAGGGAGGGCGAGUGGCGUGUGCGGCCCUGAAACGUGGAGAACACGCACACCUGAAUGUAAAGCAUAACCGGGCCGCGUCCAUCCGCUGUCCUCCUAAUGCUCCAUAAAUGCUUUCAUCCGGUCGCUCUCUCCCUUGCCAAACGGAUGUGCCAUGUCAGGAUGAAAUGAGGGAACAGGCCACACGGGGUGACCUGCACUUACUCGCAAAACAAUUUUUCCCCCGGGCCACCUAACAGGAUCCAGCUCAGACUACUUAAAAUUCUGGGUGUUUUUUUUUUUUUUUUGUUUGUUUUCUGGUACGAGCGCUGUACGAGGAAGGGAUGUCAUCCCUGAGUUACGAAUGCUUGGAGACGACCCUGCUUUACUGAGCCAUUUUGCCGGCCCACAAACUUUGAGCCAAUCACCCGCAGCGAUCAGACACUUGUCCCUGUGUCGCCCGCAAGAACGGCGAACAAGGCAGCAAACUUCAGGGGGAGUUAAUCUCGCCUAGCCCUCAGUACGGUACUUAAUGAGCCAAAACCCCCAUACUCUAGUUUUACUCACAGUCCUACAUGUUUUUCUAUUCAAUACACGUCAGUCUUACUUGUUUUGUACACGGCCCUUGUUAGCGUCUUGCUCAUAUUUGUGUGUUGUUUUUUUUGAGGCCGUAGAGAAGCCAUCAUUCACACAGUACUGUCUGUCCCCACUCUCCAUCAUCUCCGCAGUGCUGUCCAGCUCUCUCUCUCACUCUCUCUCUCUCUCUCUCUCGCUCAGGACCAAACCCGUGAUUUGUAGAGUGAGCUGGGAGUCUGACGUUGCAGGUGUACGGUGCCCAGAUAGCUGGAACAUCAUCUUUCCGGAAACACUUAGCAGCCAGGCCGCUCCGGAGAGAAAUACCGACACAUAAUAGAAGUCCCUUCCUAGUGUUUCAAUAGACUAACAUACAAUUUGGCCUUGUUUCCCUUCAGAGAAACAACCACUGUAGCUCCUUUUUUUUUCUUUCCCUGUCUCUCGCAUAAUUCAUUUUCACUCGGCCUCAGUUUGGGGUCGAAGCGCUGGAGGCGAGUCAUUACAUGACCGGCUUUGUAGUUCACCCCUCGGGCACCCUGGCUUUUCUCAUCCAGAUCGGCAGUCAGUUUAUAUCUUCACACAUAAAUUCACGCUUUGGGAGCAACUCUCCUCUCCAGACGCUAGACAGACUGAAUUAAUGCGGCUUUCUCGCAUUCUCUCUCGGAUUGCGACACCCUGGAAAGUUGUGUCUGAUCUUCCUUGGUACCGAAGGUCAGUGAGUAUUUGUCUAUUUUAUCACACUCUGCCAGUGUUUUGAGUUACACUUUAGUGUACUUGGGGAGCACCAGAGGAGCCAGUGGCUGUUUGAGCAGUCAGUCUGCCGUCGGGGAGCUCUUACGCUGAGCUGCCGAGUUUACUUUUGGGAGGUCAGGGACCGUCUUUUGUUUGCUCGGGAGCGGCGCGAGCAUCUGGGCCGUCCUCCCACAAGGCUACACCGACCGCACGUCGGCGACAGCACAAGGCGCUCGUGUAAUAACAAAUUAGCAUUUUGUCAGUCCGCUUGCACCCGUAGCAGGAGCGUAAAGGGACCCCUGAGACAUGUUGUGACACAGAAAAUAGUUGCGUCUGCGUCGUUUCACAGGAUGGGUUGCCUACAGCCCGCCCCGCUUCUUUCUGUUCCAGUUCCUCCAGCGUCAAAGCCAUUACUCCUACGUCACGUAGGACCUUUCAGUCCUCACCAUGGCAACAUAGAUGUUUUAUCAGAGAGAAGCGGGAAGACUGACGCGCUACUAUAGUAACGGGAUGGAGUGGGAGACUUGUUGAUGUAUUGUGUCGUGAAAUAAGGGGAGGAAAAAACUUGAAAGCUGAUAAGCAAAAUCGCAGGAGCAUUCACACACUGAUUGAUUGUCGGGUAGAGAAAAUUGCUCUUUUUUUUUAUGUCAAGUUCAUUUUGAGUUUAAACAUUUAAAAGUCCCCACAUGAGAUGAUUCAGUUGACGACUUAAGCUCAGCAGCCUUGAGUUGAGAAAGUGCUGACAUCUCACGAGCGUGCCGUCGGUAGCGUUGGUGGUAAAUGGCAGCACCGUGGUCCCCCGGACGCUUGCCGUCUUUUACUUAUUCUGCACAACCACGACUGAUCAUCUGCACUUCAGCACCAGGACAGCUCGCGAGAAUAAGAACACACUGCCACACCGCUGUGAAACCUGAAGCUGAGGUCGCUGUAAAUAUGUUUUCCAAAGAAACAUGAUGUGUAAUGACGCCCCGUCUGAUCACAGGCUGUGACCUUUUUAAUUUAUUUGUACAAGUGAUUUUGCAGGCCUGUCGUCAAAUGACUAUUGCGGAAUACUGGACUGUAUGUAUGACAGAUAAAGGAAUGUGAUACUGUUACGGCUUUAGUCUGAGCCCAGAGGGAUUAGAAAUGAACCUGCACUGAAUCACCUGCAAUGACGAGGCACCUCAAAAUCCAGCGUCGCCGCUGGAUCACUUUACAUUUACAUGAGAUUGUUUUUUUUGCUUUUAUUUAUUUUUUUUUUUUUACUAUGUGUCAUUUUUUGGCUCUUGCUGGUGUCCUUGGAACCUCCUCCUCUUCUGUGAAGUUGUGGCGGUGACUCCUCUGUGUGUCGGGGGCGCCCCCUGCUGCUGGAGAGGCUGCAGCCAUGAGAAAAAGCGGGUCGCCUUCUUCCUCUCCUCUCCCCUUCUUCCUCUCCUCUCCCCUUCUUCCUCUCCUCUCCUCUCCCCUUAGUCUGGUUCCCUCCUUGUAAAGUGUACAGACUGCAAAACUAAAGCCACAGAUCAGAUAGAAAUGAACUGACCCUUUUAAAGUUGUAAAAAAAAAGAAAGUACGAUAGAAACAAAACAAUGAAAACCUAAUGCUGAAAAAAAUCAAUCUCAGAUGAAUGUGAUAUAUAUUUUAUUGAUUUUUUUCUGGGAUGGGAAUAUGAGUAUAUGUGUACAAACAUAUGUAUGUUUAAUUUUCAAUCUCAGGUUCCGGUGGACCAAAUAAAUCUUUUUUAAAUUAA